Molecule: messenger RNA, 2441 nt
Organism: Acomys russatus (golden spiny mouse)
Lineage: Eukaryota; Metazoa; Chordata; Mammalia; Rodentia; Muridae
Gene: Rbpms
Product: RNA binding protein, mRNA processing factor
Exons: 8
Coding region: 252-848 (198 amino acids)
Molecular function (GO): mRNA binding
Source: RefSeq, a predicted model, not a curated record
AGAGCCUGCCAGCAGCGCGCCCUCGGCGGCUCCGGUCCCAACCGCGCCCGCCGCUUCGCCUCCUCCGCCUCGGCCGCGUCCAGACUCCGGGGCUCGCCCGGCCUCUCCGAGGUCCUCCGCCCGCCCCGGCUCCUCGCCACGCCGCCGGGCUCCAGCCCCGCAGCCCGCCCGGGGGAAGGUAGCAGCGGGCGAGCGCGCCCUCGCCCCCAGCCCUGCGUCCCAGCUCCGCGCGGCGACUAAGGACCGGGAAGAUGAACGGCGGCGGCAAAGCCGAGAAGGAGAACACCCCGAGUGAGGCCAACCUUCAGGAGGAGGAGGUCCGGACCCUAUUCGUCAGUGGUCUGCCCCUGGACAUCAAACCCCGAGAGCUCUACCUGCUCUUCAGACCAUUCAAGGGCUAUGAGGGUUCUCUUAUAAAGCUCACCUCGAAACAGCCUGUAGGUUUUGUCAGUUUCGACAGUCGUUCAGAAGCAGAAGCUGCAAAGAAUGCUUUGAACGGCAUCCGCUUCGAUCCUGAAAUCCCGCAAACACUACGACUAGAGUUUGCUAAGGCAAACACGAAGAUGGCCAAGAACAAACUCGUAGGGACUCCAAACCCCAGUGCGCCUCUGCCCAACACUGUACCUCAGUUCAUUGCCAGAGAGCCAUAUGCGCUGGCUCCCUCCCUCCGAGGCUACCUCCCAGGGCUGGAAGUCGCGGCAGUUCUGCUGAGGCGGUGUCUCGGGUGUGUGAUGGCGGCUGCAAUCUGUCUUGUGGGUAUUAAUGCGAUCUUCACUGGUGGCGACUGUCAUCCAGCUGUUCUGCAAAACUGGAGCUUGCUGGCUCGAAAAUACCUUGCCCAGUUUUGAUCCCUCCAAGACUUCGCCACAGCCUCUAUCACACAUCUGUUUUCCUCAAAGAAAAAAAAAUAUAUAAUAAAAUGUGUUUUACUCUUUUACACUGUAUAAUUUUAAGAAAUAUGUGUUAUUUGUGAAUGCAUGGUCUGACAUUUCUGUACAGUUUGAAGACAUAUUCAGAGAAAACAAAGACAGCAGCAGUAAAAGUAAAAGCCAAGAUGGUUUAGUAUUUUUAUAACAGACAUUUUAAGUAUGGCAAGAUGGAUUCCUACACUAGGUUAGAUCAUGACUUUUGAGCUUGGUUUUUGAAUGCUUUUAAUGGUGUGUAUCUUGUUUUUCUUCUGAAAUAAGCUGCAUGUUUGAGGCAUGUCUCUAAAUAGCAUCCAGGUUUCCACGAUUAUGUUGUGAGUGUGUGGACUCCAUCUGCCUGGCCCAGUCAGGGCACAUUAGUUAACAUGGUGUAGACGUUAGCUUCUGCAGUAUUAGCUCUGCAAUCCUGGCUCCCUGGGAUUUCCCUGCAAGACAAUCAGUGCCCCCAGAGCAUCUGCCAUUGUAGUAUAUACACAGCUGAGCAAAGACUACUUAGAGAAUGUCUCCUGAGCACAGCGUGCCAUCCGAAAAUCACGGCAGCACUGGCUGUGACGAUACUAACUGUGCCAAGUGACGUUUUGCCGUUUUAUACUUCUAUUUAUUCUUACCGUUUCUGAUAGCACCUUCCAUAAACUGUUCCCACUUCCCCAGUGGAACAAUAAGGUCCACCUCACUAAGUGGAGGGGCCAUGAUUUGGAGGCCUACAAGGCUUCAGUAGGAACAGGCUUUGCCCACCCAGCCUGCUUGGCUGCAAUGGGCAUCAUAUCUCUCAAGAGAUUCAGCAAAGCAUAGGUCUAGCUGAGCUGCUGCUCUAAAGUCUGCCAGCCCUGUCGGAUGCACCGUCCAUCACAUUCUCUGGAACAGUGUGUGCUCAUCUUGAGACUACCUACUACAUUGCACAGGGUUGGACAUGUAACUGUGGCCAUUUGCAACGAGUACUGUUACCCUUGCUUCAAGACUUCUUCAAAGCCCAAAGUCAGUCUUGUGUUGUAUGCAGACACUUUUCCAGAGGCUGUGGCUGCACAGCUUAUCCCGCUCCGCAGACAAGAGCCAUGUGUAACACUAUAUUGACCUCAGAAUUUCCAGCUGCUGAUGCAGCUAGAUGUAAUCACAAUCUUUGUAUCCUUGUUAUUGAUUGAUCUGCUUGUGUUGUGUUAAAAACGUCAUGUUUUAAUGAUUAUAUCAAUGGUUGUUUCAUCAUUUUUCAUUAGAAAUAAAAAUGUCAAGUUUUUAAAGGUUAUUGCAAUAAAAAAAGAAACACCAAGGCCUAGAGUAAAGGCCUUUUCACUAUAAACUAGAGGAAAGGGGCCAGGCAGCAGCUGGGGACUUAAGACAUCCACGUUGGUGCUCAGGAACUGCUCCUGCCCUCAGUGCCAUCUGGCUGUGAGACUCCUCUACUUUAAACAAAGAGAGAGCUACUUCACCAUCGAUUGUGCUUUUAUAAAUUGUGUAAAGGUACUUUUCUAUUGUUGUUUUUAAAAAAAAAUAAUAAAGUUUAUUCCGGCUAUUACACAA